Messenger RNA from Biomphalaria glabrata, 4796 nucleotides. RefSeq lists its product as uncharacterized. Lineage: Eukaryota; Metazoa; Mollusca; Gastropoda; Planorbidae. The record is from RefSeq and is a predicted model, not a curated record. The coding region runs from base 225 to 3233 and encodes 1002 amino acids. The transcript has 3 exons.
CAUUUUAUUUCUAAGUAUUUCCGAACUCGUCAAAUUAUUCAAAAGUUUUUCUAAAGUCUCUAUACAGCUGUGGGGGAUGUCGUUGGAACUCUUUUUUUUAUUCCAUUAUAUUGAGCUCAGUGAAUAGGACGUUGGAUAAUUUUAAAGACAUAUUGAAGACAUAUUGAAGACAUAUUGAAGACACUGCCUUAUAGUAAAGACACCAGUGUACAGACAGGUCAACAAUGACUUUGUAUGCAAUGUUAUUGUCAUUUUCUCUAAUGUUCUAUGAAGUCAACUCUUCAGUUAUCAGCCCCUGUCCAGCAGCUUGUGUUGGGGAAUCGUACCGAUUACAUUGUCACGGGCGGACCAACUCUAAAGGAAGCGUCAUCCUCUGGAAUCGAAGAGAUAAAGAGAAUCGAAGCACUGAGGACGUUAGCCGCUGCUACCUCAAUUCCACCUGCUCUACUCAGAGUACUUCCCAGUACCACGUGAACACAACGUCCAGCUAUAACGUCCACUUUUCGUACACCUUUGACAGCGUAUUAACAAUUUCAAACGUCACUCAGAACGACAGAGACGCAGUCAUCUCCUGCGGAGUCAUCUACGAGACAUCGCCGCUGUCUGAACCGGACGUUGCAUUGGCCUGCCGACUUCCUGUCUUUGACUUCACCCUACCUCCAUCUUGCCGCGCCUCGCUGGUCAUGCCAGACGUAUCGAUCGUCUGCGACUUUCACAAAGUUCAUCCCAAGGUCAAAUGUGAAUUCGGAUACGAGAAAAACGUUUUUCAACCGGAAGUGCCGGUAGAUUACGUAGUUAACCCAUUGACUCCUGCCUUAUCUGACUAUUAUAACAUAACUUGCAAUGGGAAACUGAAGUUUAAAUCCAGCUAUCAACAGAGCUACUUUAUGAGAUUCAUUCCCAUUUAUGAGUUGGGCAUAAAAGAAGCUGUUGAUAAAGACCAGAGUCGUGUCCAAGAGGUCACCCUGGUUUUGUCUCCCCAAGUGGUCAUCAACAGUCCACCUUACAUUAGCAUUUGCCCACCUAAAUUGACUAGCAAUGUGACUGUUUUCUGCUCGGCUACUUCUUCGUCCCUAGGCGUGACGCUAAACUUAUUCGUUGACAACGUUAAGGUCAUGCCGCAGAAGCCGCCGACACAGAUACUCAGUCAGCUCUAUAUCACAAUGCAGGAAUACAUAUUACAAGUGGAUAAACAUUUCCGAAACAAAUCUCUUGUAUGUCAGCGUAAAGGCCUAUUUAAUGGCACAGCCAAAAUAGAUCUAGCUCUUCCCCCAACGGCCAAUCCUAUGUUUGUGUCUGAGGAAGGUAAAAGAAUCAAUCACAUAACUGUCAAUCCAGACGAUUUCAAUAUUUCCAUCAAGUGUCUGGUCAACGAUGGCGUUCCAUUGGUCUCUAACAUUUCUGUCGUCUGCUAUUUUGUGAACAGAACCUGGCACCGCGACGUUCACAACUCUUCACAUUUCGUCGUUUUCACAGCUAACGGAAAAUCUAUCCCUUUCGGAUCUAACUGCAUUUGCUCGGCUCAUCAUGUUUCUGGAUGCUAUACCAAAAAAGCAUUACUUAUCAUUUCUGUCAACGGAACUUAUGACAACUAUGCUCAGUCCGAAGAAAAGCUUCACUUUACAAUUACUCUAUCUAUAGUUUUAGCAUUUGUUGUCCUCAUCCUCGUUUCCUUCUUCAUUGCCAUGUCCGUAUUUUUUUGUCGAAAUCGGGACGCUAUUUCUUAUUAUCAAGAACAUUAUAUCAGAAAGACUUAUGACGUAUUCAGCGACGCUAUAGAAUCCGAAAAUUAUACAAAUAUAACAGAAACCUCUUUAGACCGCAGGAGAAGUUUACCCGUCAAUGAUUCAGAAUCUUUUGGAAAUUUGUACAGAAAUCUGAAUAGCUACGAAAAUAUGUAUUUAUCAAACCUGUCAAUUUCUUCCAUAGCAAUCAUGUAUUCCCCUCCGCUGCCACAAAGAACGAAAUUAUGCUCAGGUAAGGAUUUAAACGUAGUUUCGGAAAACUCUGAGGAUAUUAAUGGGGACCCACCGAAACAUUCUUCAGAAGAAAAUGUCACGGAAAUGCCAAAAAUUGAAGAUAAUAAUAAGUCUGGAAUCAGACUUGAGGAAAGCGUGCUGGUUACGCCGGAAGUGAUGUCAUUACAAACAUUGACAAAAACAAACUCGAGUGUUGAGAAAGACUUUGAUGUUGGACGAAAUAAUCAUUUUAUUUCAAACCAUAAAAACAACAAAUACUCAUUGAAUAAUUCUUUUUUUGAUAGCCCAUCCUCAUCAUUCGAUGAUGUGAACGAAGAAAUGUGUCCUUGCUGUGAAACAAAAUUUGAUUUCGAAAAUUUGAAGACGUAUUAUUCGGAUGAACAUAGGUCAUCUCGGAACAUCUCGGAAAUGAAAAAAAGAAAAAGAAGAGAGAUACGCAGAGAUACGAGAUUUGGUGUCAGAAAAAGAGAAUACAUGCUGACCUCGUCAGUAGAGACGUUAUCUCGAAGUUCAAAAAAGAAAAGAGAACGUGUUUUGACCUCGUCAGAAGAGACGUUAGCUCAGACUUUCAAAAACUCAAGAAGACGUCGUCGGACCUUGCCAGAAGAGUUGUUAGCUCAAACGUUAAAAAACAGUCGGUCAAAUCGUGAAAAGGACUUCUUCAUCAGACACUGUUCACAUCGUGGCCAGAAACAACGCAGCGAGAAACGUCCACCAACACAGACUUUGGGUCUAGAAAACUCCUCGCUUUCGUCAUUUCCUGCACACUCUGGGCGAUGCCGCGUUUGUAAAGCAGAAAUAAACAACUGUAGCGAAACGUCUGCUAUAAGAAACUAUUCUAAUCAUGCACCCUCCAAAAAACAAAUAUUGGCUGAAAAAACUGGCAGAAGUGUAGUAUGUACAUUUAAUACUCGGUCAGAAGAGAUCGCUUGCCGAGCUUUAGAUAGAAGAGAGGCUGUUGAUGAGAACGCCUUCGAUGAUACGCCAAGAUAUUCCAAGAAAACAUUGUUGAGCGGACAUAAAAACUUUGAAAGAACUGACGGACGAGUCGUCUCCCCAGCCCCAAUGAAAGGUGAUGGGUUGAAGUCGUCAGGGGAGAGAACAUUUAACUGUGGAAAAGGAACAAGGUCACGUCGUAAGGAUGGGAAUAUGUCUGAAGACCUUUCUGAUAAGGAUACUGGCAGCGAGACUGAGGACCAUGGCGUAAUCUAUUUAAUAAACACAAUCAAUCCUUCUUCCGAAGAUGGCUUUUAAUAAUAAUAAUAAUAAUAAUCGUUAUUAUCCGUAAGGAAAUUUGUCUUACAAUUUGUGCAUUACACCAAACAAAAAACAUUAUAACUAUAAGAAACCAAAGUGUACUUUCACACCAGACUCACUCAUAAUUUACAUGUGACAAAGUUUAUAUCAGAUUGUUCUUAUUUAAUGAUUUGAUUGCCAGGGGAACAAAAGAGUGUUUGUAUCUGUUUGUCUUUGCUAUCGGUGUCUUGUAUCUCUUUUGUGAUGGUAAAAUCACAAAAUCCUGACACAAAGGGUGAUUCUUUAUUUCGAGGAUCUUGUUAGCUUUUUUUAGAGAUGUAUGUCUUAAACAACUGCCCAAAUGGGGUUUGUUUUUUGCCAAUGAUUUUGCCAGCAGCAUUUAGGAUAACCUGUACAUCAUCUACACUAUAGAUCGCAGGGUCUGAAAGGAAACUUAUUUUUUUUUACUUUAGGAAAUGAUUUUCUGUUUCCAAAAUGCUUUGGUAUAAUAAAUGCCUUUUAAAAGCUCCGAAUACAGAACAUAUAUAUAUAAAUAUAUAUAAACAUAUAUAUAUAAAUAUAUAUAUAUAUAUAUAUAUAUAUAUAUAUAUAUAUAUAUAUAUAUAUAUAUAUAUAUAUGUGUGUGUGUGUGUGUGUAUGUAUAUAUAUAUAUAUAUGUUUGUAUGUGUGUGUCUGUGUGUGUGUGUGUGCGUGCGUGCGUUUGUGUGUUAGUGUAGUAAAUACAAAGAGAGAGAGAAAAAAACGCCCCGCUGCAAAAAAGAAAAAAAAACCUCCCCGAAAAUAAAAAUAAAACCUGGAUACGCCCAUGAGAUAUAUACAUAAUUCGUCCAUCGUGGUUCGAUGAUGACCACUUUAGUCAUCCAGUGGCUAAGGGUUUUUAAACUGAGGUUUUGUGUCUCCUCAUGUGGGUGGUGAGACCUAUGUGAGCCCGGAAUUUUCGGCUGCACACUGGGCAGGUUAUUCCAGCUGGAGCUAGUGUCAUUGGCCUUGUCUUUCUUCUCUGCCACUUUUCUUCUACCAGCGCUGUUCUCUUUUCCUCAGCAAUUUGUGCGCUGUCUCUCUGUUGGCUGGGCCAAUGCUGAACGCUUUCAGAGAAGCUUUGAGGGUGUCCCUAAAGCGAACUAGUAAUAUAUUGUUGUAACUCCAGUGGCGGACUGAAAGGGUUAAUGUGUGUGCGGCCUACUGAUACACACGACUCAGGCCAUUCACACAGGUCAACGGGUCAACGGCUGUCGAUAGACAAGGGACAGUACAGCUAAUAACGGCAAGUAUGACCUGCGUUGUGGUCAUGUGAUCAAGAGCCUUCACGGUCGAGAGACAGUGUGUUAAAAAGGACAGUUGAGUCCAGGACAACUAAGCAGUAAGGACUUGUGGUACCUUUGAGUCCUCGAGAAUGUAGCUGUACGAGCUAGAGAGACUUGUAGUGUUAGUUAGGCAGUUCUGUUAAGUACAAGAAAGCAUUUGAAUUUAAUGUAGCCAAUUGUGUUUAUUGGCUGUUGAUGUAAUUGUCAUUAAACCGCCACCUUGUUUAUUGAAGCUCUUGUUGUCAAGUUCUUGUGU